Xiphophorus hellerii (green swordtail) is the source of this 1032-nucleotide messenger RNA. RefSeq lists its product as uncharacterized. The coding region runs from base 104 to 802 and encodes 232 amino acids. Gene Ontology annotation, cellular component: external side of plasma membrane. NCBI's taxonomy places the organism in Eukaryota, Metazoa, Chordata, Actinopteri, Cyprinodontiformes, Poeciliidae. Gene Ontology annotation, biological process: cell surface receptor signaling pathway; immune response. Gene Ontology annotation, molecular function: transmembrane signaling receptor activity. The transcript is spliced from 5 exons. The record is from RefSeq and is a predicted model, not a curated record.
AGGAACCAGGACGAGAUGUGAAGUAUGGGGGAAAUUAAAUGGUUCUACCUGUAACAUCAACUACCUCGUCCCAUUAGAUACUGGUCUGUACUGGUGUGAGUCCAUGUCUGGAUCCUCCAGCAGCAGCAGCAGCAUCCAGCUCUCUGUCUCUGGUGGAUCAGUGAUCCUGCAGAGUCCUGUCCUCCCUGUGAUGGAGGGAGAUGACGUCACUCUGAGCUGCAGAGCAAAGAAUUCAACCCACAACCUCCCAGCUGCUUUCUAUAAAGAUGGCUCCUUCAUUGGUGAUGGACCAUCAGGUCACAUGACCCUCCUCCAUGUUUCCAGCUCUGAUGAAGGCCUCUAUAAAUGUAACAUCAGCCGUCAUGGAGAGUCUCCAUCCAGCAGGAUCUCUGUCAAAGGUCAGAGGUCAAGAGGCCUGAAAAUAUUGUUAAACUUUGGUUUUCAAAAGAAAUUGUUUGGCAAUUAUUUAAUAAUAAACUUUAUUUUAGAGAAACCAUCAACCACUUCUGGUCCUCCACCAUCUCCAUCCUCUCCACCUUCCUCCCAGUCUGGUCUCUUCAUCCCUCUAUCAUCUGUGAUUGUUGUGGUUUUCCUGCUGGUUCUACUGGUUCUGCUGGUUCUGCUGGUUCUGCUGGUGAGACGACGUCUUCAGAGAAAACCUGAAGGAAAUCAAGACGUUGGAGAGGAAAGUAUCACUUACAGCGACAUCAACGUUUCUCAUCAUCCACGACAGAAAAACAAAUCAAAUGAAGAUAUUUUUACAGUUGCAGUUUUUUCUCUGAAGUUCAGGAAGAAUCAGUAAUAUUCUGAGAUCAUCCACCAGACCAGAACCAGAGACCUGCUCUGACCGGAUCAGAACCAGAGAUCGGCUCUAACCGGAUCAGAACCAGAGACCUGCUCCGACCGGACCAGAACCAGAGAUCUGCUCUAACCGGACCAGAACCAGAGACCUGCUCUGACCGGAUCAGAACCAGAGUUGAAAAUCAUCUGAUGAGUCGUUGGAGUUUGAACUGUCAGAAUUGGACCAGAAAA